Doryrhamphus excisus (bluestripe pipefish) is the source of this 3157-nucleotide messenger RNA. The record is from RefSeq and is a predicted model, not a curated record. NCBI's taxonomy places the organism in Eukaryota, Metazoa, Chordata, Actinopteri, Syngnathiformes, Syngnathidae.
AUGGUUAAUCGCCUUAAGGAAACGGACUCCCUCAAGUCGACCAACAAGAUCUGCCGCCAGCUAAUUUACCACCUGACGCCUCACUCCAAGUGGACAAGACAGAGUGUUCCCAGGAGGAAGUCUCAAGCCUGCACACAAGUCUUGUACGCAAUAAAUCCUCCACUGACUUUCAUUGUCUUUGUUUUUCCAAACAGUUUGAAGACCACCCUGAAAAAGAAGCUGUCCGGCGAUGUGGUCAACCUCUCCGGAAUCCCGCUGUCGGGCAGAGACGUCCACCGCGUGGCCUUCUACCUGCAGGGAGGCAGUGACGCGGUGUCUGCCGUGGACUUGAGCUUCACCGAACUGCAGGACGAAAGCCUGCGCCUGCUCCUGCCGCCCCUCAGCGGCCUCCCUAAACUGACCACACUCGCCGUCAACGGCAAUCGCCUCACCGCAGCCGUCCUGAAAGACCUGACGGAGGUGGUGAAAGAUCCUAAGAAGUUCCCCAAGCUGGCGUGGAUCGACCUGGGCAACAACGUGGAUAUCUUCACCGUUCCGCAGCCGCUGCUGGUGGCCCUGCGGCGACGCUUCGGUUUGCGCAGCAGCCUGCCCACCAUCUACGAGUACAGCGAGGCAAAGACCUUCGGCAGGUAUAACCCCAACAUGGAGACCUCCGUGGAGGAGCCCAGUGUCUAUGACGACGGCGACGAAGGCGAGAUGGAAAGAGACGAGGACGAUGAUAGGCUGGAGCUUCAAGCUUGGGGCUUUGGAGAAGACAAAACAUCCAGAAGUGUUCAGGUGUCGUUCUGUGGGAGGUGAUCUCGGAGGUUGGCAUCCUCUCGUCUCAAUGCUACUGUGACACGGAUUUCUGAAAAUAAAAAUAACGAUACCGUCCUGUCUGACCUCAGCGAUGUAGCUCCGUCCUAGCUCCGACACUUUAUUUAUGGAUUGAUCUACUUCUGUCUAGACAGAGCUGAACUGCUUUUUUGCCCCCCCCCAGCGUUCAACGAAUCACUUCCAGAACUAAGACUGGGCAGUUAAGUGCCUUGCACAAGGGCACCUUAGCCGUCACCCAUUAGGGAAUAUGUUUACAGGAAUAUUCACAUUUAUUAUAUUUCCAUGUUAGAAAGUGGACUUUUUCCAUAAUCUGGCACAAUGCCGUUUCAGAGCAGGAUCCAAAAUGUAAAUAUUUCUUAAUCUUCAUGAAAUUACUGCUCAUGACAGAUGGAGGAACAUUCAUUGUGUGAUGAAUGAAACAAGUUGUCCUCAUGCAAGAUGGAUGACAAAAUAUUAAAAGUGUUUAAUUUCGAUGAGGCAAUGAGCAAACCAAGAAUCAAGGUUAUUUUGGAGUGCUGAACAUAAAAAGGUGCUUUUGUCUCUGAUGUUAUGCUUUUUUUCCCCAACAGAAAUAAUAUGCAAAUUAGACACGUGUAGGGGCUGCACGGUGGUUGAGUGGUUAGCACGCAGGCCUCACAGCUAGGAGACCCGAGAUUCCACCCUUGGCCAUCUCUGUGUGGAGUUUGCAUGUUCUCCCCGUGCAUGCGUGGGUUUUCUCCGGGUACUCCGGUUUCCUCCCACAUUCCAAAAACAUGCUAGGUUAAUUUGCCACUCCAAAUUGUCCAUAGGUAUGAAUGUGAGUGUGAAUGGUUGUUUGUCUAUAUGUGCCCUGUGAUUGGCUGGCCACCAGUCCAGGUUGUAUACCCUGCCUCUCGCCCGAAGACAGCUGGGAUAGGCUCCAGCACCCCCGUGACCCUCGUGAGGAUAAGCGUUAGAAAAUGAAUGAAUGAAUGAGUUCUCCUCCUAUUUUGUGUGGAAGUGGUAACUUUUUGGCUUCUUAUUUUGUCUUUCCCCACCCUCGGCCAUCUCUGUGUGGAGUUUGCAUGUUCUCCCCGUGCAUGCGUGGGUUUUCUCCGGGUACUCCGGUUUCCUCCCACAUUCCAAAAACAUGCUAGGUUAAUUAGCGACUCCAAAUUGUCCAUAGGUAUGAACGUGAGUGUGAAUGGUUGUUUGUCUAUAUGUGCCCUGUGAUUGGCUGGCCACCAGUCCAGGGUGUACCCCGCUUCUCUCGCCCAACGACUGCUGGGAUAGGCUCCAGCACCCCCCCGGACCCUGGUGAGGAUAAGCGGUAGAAAAUGAACGAAUGACACUACUUUUCAUUCUGAGGAGUCUGCAACUGUGGCUCUUAAAUUGAAUCUUUUGUACGUUUUAACGUCAAAGCUUUAAAAAGCUGUGAAAACUUCUGUUCUUUAACUUGACUUAAUUUGGUGUCGGGUUUAAAAACCUGGCACCCGGGUUUUGAAUUGUGACCUUUCCAUUCAAAAUAAAACACAAAGUCCACAUUGAGGUGCAGUAAAUCAACACAUUUUAUCAAAUUUGAUGUCACUUUACGAGAGAAAAAUCAAGUGGUUACUGAGGAACUAAUGACUAAGGUACAUCCAUUGAUGUGAGGUCGUCCAUUCCUCAUUAAACUUCUGGAAUUUUGUGUUACCUCAAAUUCCUCACAGGGUAUAGUAUCGUUUCUAAACUAUACAGUGGCUAAUGAGUGGUUUUACUGCCUGGUUUGUCCCCUCUGUAGCAGAUCUAUAUUUUUCCCAGUAAAUAGGACCAUUUUAACUAUGGGGUUUUAUUCGUUUUGAUGAGUGAGCAAUGGGAAUGAGGAUGAUACCAGCUCUUACAGAGAACAUACAGUGCAGUAUUGCCGUGACACAAAUACCGCAACAAUGAAAUGAACAUACGAUGUAUUUUAACUAACUGUAGCACAUCCUUAUAGAGACAGAAGCAUGUUUUGUUAAGAAGAAUUACUUCAUGAAACGACACUCCUGUUGUUGAUGUGUUUUCUCCUCCAACUGUGUUGUUUAUGUGAGCUUACUGGAUUAUUAAUGAUCAGGAGUACGUAAUUAGUGUGCACGUUAAAGGACAUGCAGAGUAAAUGACAGCUUUGAUGGCAGAAAAGGAAAUGUUGAUUCAUUUGCACUUUCAGGACAACUAAGGCCACAGCAGAAUAAACAAAUGUUUUAAUGAGUCUGUAUUAAAAAUAUGUUCAUGGGUUGUCUGUUAUCCUAAAUGAACUUUUAGCAUUUUCUACUCAAAUGUUCCUGCUGAAUUCACGACAUCCUUGCAAAAUCAUGACUUGCUAUAUUAGACUGAACGUGAUGUUUGCCUGCUGUUGCUUCCAGAA